Molecule: messenger RNA, 2460 nt
Organism: Closterium sp. Naga37s-1
Lineage: Eukaryota; Viridiplantae; Streptophyta; Zygnematophyceae; Desmidiales; Closteriaceae
Source: the annotation of a GenBank genome assembly
GUAUACGAGUGUGUGUGGGUGCCUACCAGGAAGAACGAGCCACGGGAGAGCAAAGCCAAGGAGUCAAAGGAGGAGGAGGAGGACCAUUCAGGAGAGAAGCGGGUGUUGGUGCGGCUGUAUGGCCCAGCGACAACAAUGCUGUUUCAGAGGGAACACGAGGAGGCAGUCACCCGAGCCAUGUCCGACCUAGGCUUGGGACCGAAGCUGUUGGCCUCGUUCGGCACUGGCAGGGUGGAGGAGUUUCUGCAAGCCAAGCCACUGACAGCAGGGGAGAUGAGGCAAGCAGAGACAUUACGGCAGAGCGCACGGUGCAUGCGGCACUUCCAUGCGCUCCUCCUCCCAGGCACUGCACCUGGGAAAGUCGCCUCGUGCCUCUGGUCCCGCCUGCGGCGCUGGCUAUCCCUGGCGCAGCUGCUGCACCCCUGGGGCGUGCACGGGGCAAACCCACGACAGCUGGGGGAGAAGAUUCACAGGCUGGAGGCAGCGGCGCACAGGCGGUGGGGGGAGGGGUGCGGGGAGGAAGAGGGGAAGGCGGAGGCGGAGGGGGGGAGUGAAGGGGGGGAGAGUGGGCGGUGGGUGGGGCUGUGUCACAUGGAUGUGCAACACGGGAACAUACUGCAGGAGAGAGGCACGGGGAGGAUCAUCCUCAUUGACUACGAGUACAGUGGCUAUGCACACGUGGCGUGUGACAUUGCCAACCACUUCUGUGAGAUGGCAGCUGACUACGACCGCCCGCACCCACACCUCCUCGACUACUCCAAGUACCCCUCUGAGGAUGAGCAACGGUGGUUUAUUAACUGCUACCUUGCUGCCAAUCCUACCUCUCCUGCUGAUGCAUGUUUAAGCGCUAGUGAAACCAGCACCACUAGAAGGGGUGUCCCCUUUACAAGCAGCCUCGAUGAAAGUGUUGCUGAGGAGCUGAUGCAAGCAGUGGAUGUGUUUCUUCCUGUGUGCCAUCUACAUUGGUUCCUGUGGGGCAUUAUUUCGCCCGACAUGGCUUCCGUCAGCUAUGUUGCUGCUCGUGGGAUUUCCACCCUUCCCCGCGCGGAAGGUGUGGAGGCCUUCAAGGCCAAGGAGCAGGUUCACCUCAAGGAAAGCUCGUUGCUUGGGGAGAAGCUUAAUGCCGCUCAUCGUCAGGCCGUUCCUGUCGCCAGGACAAUCGCUCCCGUCUCAGCUUCCCUGUCGUCUGGCCCUCCCAGGACUCACAAGCUCCGAGCUAGCAGCGCUGCCGCUCUCGAGCAAUUGAGGGUCUCCAAUACAAACAGGUACACGAGCGAGAAGAGCAGCAUCAUUGUCGUCGGUCUAAGCGUUCACACCGCUCCCGUUUCGAUGCGUGAGAAGCUCGCCGUUCCUGAAGCCGAGUGGCCACGUGCCAUUACAGAGCUCUGCGAGUACCCCCACAUUGAGGAAGCUGGUGUUCUGAGCACAUGCAACCGCAUGGAAAUCUACGUCGUGGCGCUCUCCUGGCACAGGGGCAUUCGCGAGAUCCUCGCUCAGGUGAAGCAGGUCUUCAAGGUUGGCCAGGGAGCCGAGGGCUUUGGACGCAAUCUCAACGGUCUCUUCAAGCAGGCGAUCGAGGCCGGCAAGCGUGUGCGUACUGAGACCAGCAUCGCCUCGGGUGCCGUGUCCGUCAGCUCUGCUGCCGUUGAGCUCGCCGCGAUGAAGCUUCCCGAAGCUGGCCUGAAGGAAGCUCGCGUCAUGAUCGUCGGCGCUGGGAAGAUGUCACGUCUCCUUGUGAAGCAUCUGCUCUCUAAGGGUUGCAACACCAUGACCGUUGUGAACAGGUCCCUAGGCAGUGUAGAGACGCUGCAGUCUGAAUUUCCGGACGCCACGCUUCUCUACAGGCCUCUUCCUGAGAUGAUGCAAGCAGCGGCUGAGGCUGAGGUUGUCUUUACCAGCACAGCUUCGGAGACUCUUCUCUUCGAGGAGUCCAACGUUCAGGGCCUCGGCCCUGCUGGCGAUCUGACCAACGGCGUCAGGCACUUCAUCGAUAUCUCCGUCCCUCGCAAUGUUGGUUCCUGCGUGGCCAACGUUCAGCAGACCAGGGUGUACAACGUCGAUGACCUGAAGGAGGUGGUUGCUGCCAACAAGGAGGAGCGGAGAAAGAAGGCCCUUGAGGCUCAGGCUAUCAUUGAGGAGGAGCUUCAGGCCUUCGACGCGUGGAGGGAUUCCCUGGAGACGGUUCCGACCAUUAAGAAGCUCCGGCAGAAGAUUGAGGGCAUUCGACAGGCUGAGCUGGACAGAAUCCUGGCGAAGAUGGGCGAGGAGCCGACUAAGAAGCAGAAGAAGCUGAUUGAGGAGCUGAGCAAGGGUAUUGUGAACAAGAUUCUCCACGGACCCAUGACCCACCUCAGGAGUGAUGGCAGUGACGCGAGGACAGUGAGUGAGACGUUGGAGAACAUGAAUGCCUUGGAGCGGAUGUUCGACCUGGCUGCUGAGGAAGCCAGCGGCCGGCGAUGA